AUGGGCAGCAGCGGCGGCGAUGGUGGUGAUGGAGUCCCAGAAAGCGACGAGAAGAAACACGAUGCCAUUGUCCAUCUAGACGCCUCCUCCACCUCCACGACCUCACUUGACGAUGCCUCCGCAACCAGCGCAUGGAAAGCAUACUGGGUACGUCGUCCCCUACUCCUCCAUUCCCCAAUUCCCGCAAACCUACCACGCGUAUUCAGCUACGCGGGCCGCCUUGAGCGCCUCACGAUGCUCUUCGCCAGCAUCUGCGCCCUCAGCUCUGGCGUCGCCAUCGCCUCUCAGAACCUCAUAUUCGGGCAAUUCGUGACGCUCUUCACAGACUUUGGCUCUGGCAGAACCACAGCUGCGCAUUUCAAAGCACGCAGCGCAACCCUCGCAUUGUACUUUUUCCUCAUGGGCACGGGCAGACUGGUGCUGGCGUACGUGUACAACACACUGCUAACCUACAGCGCAUUCCGCAUCGUGCGCAACCUGCGCAGCGCCUACCUGCGCGCCGCUUUACGGCAGGAAGUCGCGUUUUUCGAUCUGGGGGUCGGCGGCUCCAUUGUCACGCAGGCGUACUCGAGCGGGCGCCUGGUGCAAGGCGGGAUCUCGGAGAAGCUGGGGCUGACGGUGCAAGGCAUCGCGGCGUUUCUGGGCUCGUUUGUGAUUGCCUUCGCGACAAACUGGAAGCUGACGCUGAUUAUCUGUGGGAUAGCGCCGCUGACGGUGGGCGUCAUGAUGGGCUGUGCGUUUGUCGAGGCGGGCUAUGAAGCCAAGAUCCUCGAGUACUAUGGUCUUGCGAAUGCAUUUGCAGAGGGCGUGCUGGCUAGUGUGCGGACGGUGCAUGCGUUUGGCAUGAGGCGCCAGCUUGUGCGUACGUAUGACGGUUUCCUGGCCAAGGCACAUGCAUGGGGUGAUAAGAUCUCGCUGCUGUUUGGCAUUCUGUACUCGGCCGAGUACACAAUUAUUUAUCUGGGGUAUGCGCUGGCGUUCUGGAGGGGCUUCCACAUGCUGGCGGAUGGCGAGGUGAGCAAGACGGGAGACGUGUUUACGGUGCUCUUGUCUGUGGUGAUUGCCGCCUUGAGCAUCACACAGCUGGCGCCUUACUCGAUUGAGUUUACGCGCGCUGCGUCGGGCGCGGCUCAGCUUUUUGUGCUCAUCGACCGCAAGACGGGUAUUGACCCUUUUGAUCCGUCUGGAGAACAACCCGAUUCUCUGACAGGAGACGUCGAGCUGGACAAUGUUAGCUUUGCGUAUCCCACACGACCCAACGUCGCGGUCCUGGACAACUUCUCCCUUCGCGCCCCAGCAGGCAAAGUCACUGCGCUCGUGGGCCACAGCGGCUCUGGCAAAAGCACCAUCGUCGGCCUUCUGGAGCGGUGGUACAAUCCCACAUCCGGGUCGAUUAAACUUGAUGGCCGGCCCAUUGAAUCGCUGAACAUUGCGUGGCUGCGGAGAAACAUCCGUCUGGUGCAACAGGAACCCGUUCUCUUCAGUGGCACCGUUUUCGACAACAUAGCCCAUGGGCUCAACGGGACUCCACUGCAAGACGCAGCCUACGAAGAGCAACUCGCCCGUGUGCAGGACGCCGCGAGAAUUGCCUUUGCGCAUGACUUCAUCUCCCAGCUGCCCCAGGGCUACAACACGGACAUUGGGCAGCGCGGCAGCCUGCUGUCGGGCGGCCAGAAACAGCGUAUCGCCAUUGCCCGGAGUCUGGUGUCCAAUCCCAAAGUGCUGUUGCUGGAUGAAGCCACCAGCGCGCUCGAUCCCCACGCUGAAGCCAUUGUGCAGCAAGCUCUGGACCGCGCUGCUGCUGGCCGCACCACGAUAGUCAUUGCACAUAAGCUUGCGACGAUCCGCAGGGCCGACAACAUCGUCGUCAUGUCCCGGGGAACCAUCUUCGAACAAGGCACUCACGACGCUCUCAUUGCCGCCAGCGGCGCCUAUUCGCGCCUAGUCGCCUUCCAGCAGCUCGGGGGAGCCGAAAAGCCAGCGCUGCAUGGCAGCGAGACGGAAAAGUCGAGUCUGGAUGAAAAAGCACAUGGCGUUGGGCCCAGCCUGCCUGGCACUCGUGGUGCAGCUACAGACCAAAAGACUCUUGAUUCCCCGGCUGAAGAAUCCCAUGGAUAUGACGAAGACGACGACGAAGACGAGACCGGCGCGCAACUAAGCUUGCUACCACUCGUAUGGCGCCUCAUGGUCGCAACGCCCCAUCUCAAAUGGGCAUACCUGGCCCUCGGCGCCAGCAGCGUGGUAUCCGCAGGCGUGUUCCCAGGCCAAGCGAUUCUAAUGGCGCACAUGGUGAAUGUAUUUACGCUACCCAAAGCCACAAUGCUGUCACACGGCGACUUCUACUCGGCCAUGUUUGUCGCGCUGGCGGGCGCCUGUCUGGUCGCCUACUUUGUCAUGGGGUGGGCUUCCAACGCCAUUUCACAGUCUCUAUCGCACGAGCUGCGGCGCCAAAUGUUCAGCGAUGUUUUGCGCCAGGACCUGGCGUAUUUCGACCGCCGCGAGAACAAUGUCGGCGCGCUGGCGAGCCGCAUCGAUGCGUAUCCGCAGGCCGUGUUCGAGCUCAUGGGCUUCAAUGUCGGCUUGAUUCUUAUUGCUGUGUUGAGCGUCGCAACGUGCUCGGUGCUGGGACUCGUGUAUGCGUGGAAACUCGGGCUCGUCAUUGUGCUCGCUGGGCUACCAGCUCUGAUCGGAUGCGGCUGGCUCAAGAUGGUUGUUGAUGCCAGACUCGAUCGCAUCGUGGCCAAGCAGCUUGCCACGAGUUCUGCCAUUGCCUCGGAGUCGACAACAGCCAUCCGCACUGUGUCGUCGCUGGGCAUCGAAGCAUCGGUGCUCAAGCGCUACACGCACGAACUCGACCACGCCAUCAGCCAGUCGACCAAGCCGCUGCUCAGCAGCAUGCUGUGGUUUGCCCUGACACAAGCAUCCGAAUACUGGUUCAUGGCGCUGGGGUUCUGGUACGGAACGCGGCUUGUAGCGUCUGGCGAACUCGCCAUGGUGGACUUCUUCAUCGCAUACAUGUCCGUCUUCUUCUGCGCGCAAUCCACAUCGCAAAUCUUCCAGUUCUCGACGAGCGUCACAAAGGGUAAGAGCGGCGCAGACGCAAUCUUCCACCUCCAACAGCUGCAGCCCGUCGUCGGCGAAACACCCGAGAACAAGGAUAACAGCCCCAAGCCAGGAGACGCAGUGCACCUCCAAGACGUGGGCUUUGCGUAUCCCCUGCGGCCGCACGCCCCCGUGCUUAAAGGCAUCAGCCUCGACGCCGCAAACGGCCAGUUCAUCGCCCUAGUCGGCGCCUCGGGCUGCGGCAAAUCCACAAUCAUCUCGCUGCUCGAGCGCUUCUACGACCCCACGGCCGGCCGCGUGCUAAUCGGCGACGCCAACCUCGCUGCGCUGAACCCGCGGAAAUACAGAAACCAAGUCGGCCUCGUACAGCAGGAACCCACGCUCUUCCAGGGCACGAUUCGCGACAACAUUGCUCUUGGCGUCGCCGACGACGACGACGACAACGACAACGACGAUGUAUCACCGCUGGAUUCAAGCACAAUGCUCGAAACAAGCGGUACUGCCACCGACGAGGCCAUUGAAACAGCGCUGCGUGCAGCCAACGCGUGGGAAUUCGUAGCCUCACUCCCUUCAGGCAUACACACUGCCGUGGGGCCCAACGGGACCCAGCUCUCGGGGGGCCAGCGCCAACGGCUCGCCAUUGCGCGGGCGCUGGUGCGAACCCCGCACAUCCUGCUGCUCGACGAGGCGACGAGCGCGCUCGACACGGAGAGCGAGAAGAUUGUGCAGAGCGCGCUGGUGGAAGCGGCCAAGCACGGAAAUCGCAUUACGGUUGCCGUGGCGCACCGGCUGUCGACUGUCAAAGACGCGAAUCUCAUCUGCGUGUUUCGAGACGGGCGGAUUGAGGAGAUGGGGACGCAUGUGGAGUUGUUGGGGAGAGAGGACAGUUUGUAUGCGAAGAUGUGUGAGGCGCAGAGUCUGGCGUAG
Molecule: messenger RNA, 3990 nt
Organism: Exserohilum turcica Et28A
Lineage: Eukaryota; Fungi; Ascomycota; Dothideomycetes; Pleosporales; Pleosporaceae
Exons: 3
Coding region: 1-3990 (1329 amino acids)
Biological process (GO): transmembrane transport
Cellular component (GO): membrane
Molecular function (GO): ATP binding; ABC-type transporter activity; ATP hydrolysis activity
Source: RefSeq, a predicted model, not a curated record